Culex pipiens pallens (northern house mosquito) is the source of this 772-nucleotide messenger RNA. RefSeq lists its product as uncharacterized. The coding region runs from base 151 to 657 and encodes 168 amino acids. Lineage: Eukaryota; Metazoa; Arthropoda; Insecta; Diptera; Culicidae. The transcript has a single exon. Gene Ontology annotation, cellular component: extracellular matrix. The record is from RefSeq and is a predicted model, not a curated record.
CGUCAAAAAUGAGGGUGUGCUAUCCGGAUCAAACACUCUGCCAGGCAGAGGAACUGAAGAAGAUACCACAAUAUAAAAACCAAUAUCUUUGGGGUAGGUUCAAUCAGUUCCGUGUUACCACUGGUUACGUAACCAUUAAAGUUCCUGAAGAUGUUCAAGUCGUUGCUUCUGCUGUCCGCCGUGGUGUUCAUUACGGUGGAGCCUGCCAAGCUGGGGGGAUCCAGCUACCGAACGGACAUCCUGCACGAGGUUCCCGUGAAGCAUCACGAGAUUGGGGGAGUGAUCAAGUCCAAAGGAAUUAAGGAGCUCAAGAAGCCGCAUCAUCUGGGCGAGGUGGAGAGUGAACUGGCUGGAGAUCAUGGCGACUUCCACUCGUAUCCCAAGUAUCAGUUUGAGUACGGGGUCAAGGACACCAAAACUGGAGACCACAAGAGUCAGUGGGAGAUGCGGGACGGAGACAUCGUGAAGGGCGGAUAUACUUUGGACGAACCGGACGGCACCCAGCGGAUCGUGGAGUAUCGCGCCGAUGACAAGAACGGAUUCGAGGCCAUCGUGAAGACAAUCGUGCGGCCACAGAAGCUGCACUUGGUUGAUGAGCAAGGCCACGUCGGGCAUCACGUGGGGCAGAGCUACAGCAAGUUGAAAAAGUUCAAUUGAGACGAACUGCGGAAAAAUGUGUGAAUAAACUGUGUGAUUGAACCAUGAAUGGCGUUGGAAUUUAUUUACCUGUGUUCAGCGAACAAGUGCCAAGCAAUGACGUCCGCGUGAACGA